ACGGAAGAGCUGAACCGGGAGGUGGCCAUCAACACCGAGCAGCUCCAGAGCGGCAAGACGGAGAUCACGGAGCUGCGACGCACCAUCCAGAGCCUGGAGAUCGACCUGCAGUCCCAGCUCAGCACGAAAGCGGCGCUGGAGGGCACCUUGGCCGACACAGAAGCCCGCUACGGCACCCAGCUGGCCCAGCUGCAGGGGCUGAUCACCAGCGUGGAGGAGCAGCUGGCCGAGCUGCGCUGCGACAUGGAGCGCCAGAACCACGAGUACAGGGUCCUCCUGGACGUCAAAUGCCGCCUGGAGCAGGAGAUCGCCACGUACCGCCGGCUGCUGGAGGGCGAGGACGCCCA
Molecule: messenger RNA, 347 nt
Organism: Tauraco erythrolophus (red-crested turaco)
Lineage: Eukaryota; Metazoa; Chordata; Aves; Musophagiformes; Musophagidae
Source: RefSeq, a predicted model, not a curated record